Fragaria vesca subsp. vesca is the source of this 2965-nucleotide messenger RNA. RefSeq names its product ATP-dependent DNA helicase Q-like 5-like. Gene Ontology annotation, molecular function: ATP binding; 3'-5' DNA helicase activity; nucleic acid binding. The transcript has 20 exons. NCBI's taxonomy places the organism in Eukaryota, Viridiplantae, Streptophyta, Magnoliopsida, Rosales, Rosaceae. Gene Ontology annotation, cellular component: chromosome; cytoplasm; nucleus. The record is from RefSeq and is a predicted model, not a curated record. Bases 1 to 2784 code for a protein of 927 amino acids. Gene Ontology annotation, biological process: double-strand break repair via homologous recombination.
AUGGAGUCCGAUUCAGACUCAGACGGCUCUCAUAUCUCGGCAACUCCGCCACGACCAAAGCCGCCUCCAAAGCCCACCCUAAUCUCCUCCCAGUCAUCCAGACCUAAGUCGUCCUCUAAGUCCAACUCAAAAGCCAAAAAGCUCUUCUCCGAUCCACCCGUACCCGCCAGACCCGACCCGGCACCCGACCCGUUUCCGCCUCUCCCCUCCGAUUUACCUUUCCAGAUACUCCGACACCCGCCCGCGAACCCCGCCGUCGAUUCUUCCUCCAAAUCGGCGCCGUGGUUCUCGAAGAAUCGACGAGUCAGCAUCGAUUUCGAUCCGGCCGCGUACGACCCGCCGUCUUCUUUCUCAGCGCCGGAGAACUCAAAGCCUCAGCCGGAGGCUGGUAUCGCUCAGUCUGGUUCCGCUUGGGUCCCGCCGCUGCAACCGGAGCCCAAAGUUGAAGCUAGGUCAGGGUUUCCAGCCAAAAUUGUGAGGAACGUGAAUCUGAUUCGAGGUAAUGCUCCUCUGCCGCCGGUGAAGCUCAAAGGCGGAGCCGAAGGCAACUUCGUGAAGCUCAACCUGAACGGAAGGAAGCGGAAGUUUCUGAACAAGGGCAGAAGAGGUAGUUCCAGUUCUUCUUCAGGUCGCCGGAAGUUUUACCGGAAAGGUAAAAGAAAAUUGACGGCGCAAGACGGAAAUGAAGACGAAGCUAAUGGCGAUGAAGUCACGGAUGCAAUUUCGGAGCAGCAGACUCGGAGCCAGGACAGUAAAAAGGCCAAGAAAUUCGACCUGGAAGCGUUUGAGGAGGUGGUUGCGGCGGCGAGGGAGGAGAGUUCUGAUGAGAAUUUGAUGAAGUUGUUGAAGGUUACUUAUGGCUAUGAUUCGUUCCGGGAUGGGCAGUUGGAGGCAAUCAAGAAUGUGCUUGCCGGAGAGUCCAUGAUGGUGGUUUUGCCGACAGGUGCUGGCAAGUCGUUGUGUUAUCAGUUGCCUGCUGUCAUUUUACCUGGGGUGACUUUGGUGGUUAGUCCAUUGAUUGCUUUGAUGAUUGAUCAGCUUAAACAGCUUCCUUAUAUGAUUCGCGGCGGUCUUCUUUGUAGUAGUCAGACAAUGGAAGAAGUUUCCGGGACGAUUAGGAUGGUUCAAGAAGGGGGGAUAAAAGUGCUUUUCGUAUCCCCAGAGAGAUUCUUGAAUGCAGAAUUCCUGUCUAUAUUUUCUGCCACCCCGAUAUCUCUUGUUGUGGUGGAUGAAGCUCACUGUGUAUCUGAAUGGUCGCACAAUUUCCGGCCAUCAUAUAUGAGGCUCAGAGCUUCUAUGCUUCGUUCCAAGCUCAAUGUGAACUGCAUUCUUGCUAUGACAGCUACCGCCACAGCUACAACUUUGAGUUCUGUCAUGUCAGCUUUAGAGAUUCCUCUGACCAAUCUCAUUCAAAAAGCCAACCUAAGGGAUAAUUUACAACUAUCAGUUACAUCAAGUGGAAAUAGAAUGAAAGAUCUGCUGAAGUUGAUCAAGUCUACUUCCUUCAAGGAUGUUCAGAGUAUCAUUAUCUACUGCAAGUUUCAGUUUGAAACAGAAAUGAUAAGCAGAUACUUAUGUGACAACAAUAUCAAUGCAAAGAGUUACCAUAGUGGCAUCCCUUCAAAAGAUCGUACUCGUGUGCAGGAGUUAUUCUUUAAUAACAAAAUUCGAGUGGUUGUUGCAACUGUGGCCUUCGGCAUGGGCCUUGACAAGAGGGACAUUGGCUCUGUGAUUCAUUACACCAUACCAGAAAGCUUGGAGGAAUAUGUUCAGGAGAUCGGAAGAGCUGGACGGGAUGGAAGGACUUCCAAUUGCCAUCUCUAUUUUGACGACACCACAUUUUUCAAACUUCGAAGUCUUAUGUAUAGUGAUGGUGUGGAUGAAUAUGUGGUAAACAAAUUCCUCUGCCAGAUAUUCACCAGUAAUGAGAACUUUCAGGGAAAAACUUGCUCAUUGGUUAAAGAAACUGCAUCUCGCAAGUUUGAUAUGAAAGAAGAGGUGAUGCUCACAAUUCUAACGCAGUUGGAGUUGGGUGAAGUGCAGUAUUUGCAUUUACUUCCAGAGAUCAAUGUAACUUGCAUUUUGAACUUUCAUAAGACUUCUCCAGUUUUGCUUGCUGGAAAGGAUGUUCUUAUUGCAGCAAUUCUGAAGAAGUCUGAGAUUAAGCAAGGACAAUAUGUAUUUGACAUACCGACUAUAGCAAAUAGCAUUGGAGUUACAACGACCAUCCUAUCCAACCAUUUACAGAAUUUAAAGGUGAAAGGAGAAGUAACAUACGAAGUGAAGGACCAGGCCUUCUGUUAUACAAUCAAGGAGGUCCCUGUAGAUCUUUGUUCUCUAUCAGCACAGCUUACAAAUUGGCUAUCAGAUAUUGAAAGUUGUAAGGUCCGGAAGUUGGAUGCGAUGUAUAAUGCAGCAGUCUCUGCUGUUGAUGCAUGUGAGAAGAUGGAAGGUUGUUCUGAUGGCCAGCAAACACUAUGUUUGCAAAGGAAGAUUUUGGAGUAUUUCAAUGGAGAAGAUGAUUUUAAUGUCCCUAAUAAUAUGGGUAAAAGCAGCCCCUUUUUGCAAGCAGAUAUAAAAGUGUUCCUAAAGAGCAAUUCACAGGCCAAAUACACCCCCAGAGCUGUUGCAAGGAUAAUGCAUGGCAUUCCAAGUCCAGCAUAUACUUCUGCAUUUUGGUCUAAAACUCACUUCUGGGGAAGAUAUACACAUAUAGACUUCCAGGCGGUAAUGGAAGCAGCAAAGGCGGAAUUGAUCAAUUUUGUGAGAAAGGAUGCAGUCUAGUUGUUUUUGAGCCAAACACCCUUUCUUGUUUGGUGAUCCAGAGGAGGACUACUGAAGUCUGGAAAAGAUCGACAUCUUCAGCCAGCAUGGAACAUUUUCAACAGUGAUGAAUUCUCAACUCUGGUGCUAUAGAUACAAGUUAUGGUAGGUAAGCACUACGCUGCGCCCAUCUUUCUCCUAU